Messenger RNA from Camellia sinensis, 1023 nucleotides. Its product is annotated as superoxide dismutase [Cu-Zn], chloroplastic. Gene Ontology annotation, biological process: superoxide metabolic process. Gene Ontology annotation, molecular function: copper ion binding. NCBI's taxonomy places the organism in Eukaryota, Viridiplantae, Streptophyta, Magnoliopsida, Ericales, Theaceae. The record is from RefSeq and is a predicted model, not a curated record.
UCUUUCCCCUAAUUCCCACAUUUUUCCUCAGUUCCAACAAACCGGGCCAAGUGUGGUGAGCAGCUCUCACGCAUUAUCCUCGGUCAGAGACAAUGCAAGCAGCAAUAGCAGCCAUGGCAGCUCAUGCACUCCUCUUCUCAACUACUCCAUCCCAUACUCUUCUUUACCCACUAUUCUCUUCCCCAACCCCUCACAACAACAACAACCCAUCUCUCUUCUCUUCAUUCCACGCCCUCCCCCUCCUCAAAUUCACCCCCCAAUCCAUUUCCGUCUCCGCCACCGCCCCAAAGCCCCUCACCGCCGCCAAGAAAGCCGUAGCCGUCCUCAAGGGCAACUCCAAAGUCGAAGGCGUUGUUACCCUCUCUCAAGACGACGGUGGCCCAACCACUGUGAAUGUUCGCGUUACGGGACUCGCUCCAGGACCUCAUGGCUUCCAUCUACACGAGUAUGGAGAUACAACAAAUGGGUGUAUAUCAACAGGAGCACAUUUUAAUCCUUAUAAAAAGACACAUGGUGCUCCAAAGGAUGAAAUCCGUCAUGCGGGUGACCUGGGAAACAUAAUUGCUAACGCCGAUGGGGUGGCAGAGGCAAAAAUUGUGGAUGGCCAAAUACCACUUAGUGGACCUAAUGCAGUCAUUGGCAGGGCUUUAGUGGUUCAUGAGCUCGAGGAUGAUCUUGGAAAGGGUGGUCAGGAACUUAGCCUUACCACCGGCAAUGCAGGUGGACGGUUGGCAUGUGGCGUGGUUGGUUUGACUCCAGUAUAAGUACAGAUCCUCGUUUGCAAUCAAUCUACCGUGCACUAUGCGUUGCAGCCUUUGCACAUUUCAUAUAUAGGUCAAUGCUAUUCAAAGCUGUGGGUGUACUCUGGGAUUGUGCGACGACGAUCGUUAGUGGUAAAUUCUUGCAGAACUUGACCAUGUUUUUGUUUAUCCCCUAUCCAAUAAACAUGAUAUUUGUAUUGACAUAUUGUGAAUGUUGUAUAACUUCAUGUUGAAUGCAUUAGAGUUGGAUUCUUUGUGUACA